Molecule: messenger RNA, 742 nt
Organism: Bombyx mandarina (wild silkworm)
Lineage: Eukaryota; Metazoa; Arthropoda; Insecta; Lepidoptera; Bombycidae
Gene: CPR33
Product: cuticular protein RR-1 motif 33
Cellular component (GO): chitin-based extracellular matrix
Molecular function (GO): structural constituent of chitin-based larval cuticle
Source: RefSeq, a predicted model, not a curated record
AUGUGCUUCAUUUACAAAUUCUACGAGAACCGCGGAAUCUCAAUACUGUUGUGUACAUUGACAGUGUUUUAUGCAGUCCAUGCGCAACAACAUUCAAUUAAUGACCCCAUUCCCAUCAUACGAUAUGAAUCUGAUGGACCUAAUCCCGAUGGAUCCUACAAAUGGCUAUAUGAAACCGGAAAUGAAAUAAACGCUGAGGAGACUGGCUACGUGAAAAACUUCGGUAAAGGAGAAGGUGAAGAAGUGCAAGUAGCUGAAGGGAAAUUCAGCUACAAAGCACCUGAUGGUUCGCUAAUUGCGCUUUCAUAUAUCGCCGAUGAAAAUGGUUUCCAACCCCAGGGUGAUCAUUUACCCACACCACCACCGAUUCCUCCAGCGAUUCAAAAAGCCCUGGACUACUUGAAAACUCUUCCUCCAAGUGCACAAGAUUCUUCAAAUUCUCAAGGACAGUAUCAACAACCAGCCCCCUUCAAGCCAAGAGGAAGAUUCUAGAAUUAUUUUUCUAUAACAUUAAAAAUAUACGGCUUUUAUGCAUUAAUUAUAUUAUUAUUUAAAUAUUUUUGUAGAUGCGUAUCAAAUUUAAUUGCUCUGUAAUAAAUUAUUUUCCGAGCAUAACGUUAAAAAAUAUGAUAAUACGAGUAUGAGAUAGUUUUGUAAUUGUAUACAUAAAGGUAUAUGAGAGCGGAGUAAUCGUGUCUUUUGAGACAGCAGUUAAGUCUUAUUAUUUAAUAAAAAUAUGUAA